This is a messenger RNA of Malurus melanocephalus (red-backed fairy wren), 597 nucleotides long. RefSeq names its product homeobox C6 (gene HOXC6). Gene Ontology annotation, cellular component: nucleus. The annotation marks the transcript as partial. The transcript has a single exon. The record is from RefSeq and is a predicted model, not a curated record. Gene Ontology annotation, molecular function: RNA polymerase II cis-regulatory region sequence-specific DNA binding; DNA-binding transcription factor activity, RNA polymerase II-specific. Gene Ontology annotation, biological process: regulation of transcription by RNA polymerase II; anterior/posterior pattern specification. Lineage: Eukaryota; Metazoa; Chordata; Aves; Passeriformes; Maluridae.
AUUUAAAAAAUAGCAAAAAAAAUUAAAAAAACAAACUAGGAGGUGGUGGCGGCGAUGAAUUCGUACUUCACGAACCCGUCGCUGCCGUGCCACCUCGGCGGCGCGCAGGAGGUGCUGCCCAACGUGGCGCUGAACUCGAGCGCCUAUGACCCCGUGCGCCAUUUCUCCAGCUACGGAGUGGCGCAGAACCGCUURUACUCCGCGCCUUUCUACGCGCCCCAGGACAACGUGGUGUUCGGCUCGGGGAGAGCUCCCUACGACUACGGCUCCAACGCUUUCUACCAGGACAAGGAUGUGCUGAGCAGCUGCCGCCAGAGCUCCGCGCCUCACGGCGCGCAAAGUUCCGCCAUCGCGCAGGAUUUCCCGAGCGAGCAGAACCGCGGGGGAAGCGCGGSAGCGGCCGCGCAGGAGCAGAAAAGCGGCGGGAUUCAGAUUUACCCGUGGAUGCAGCGCAUGAACUCGCACAGUGGUAAGGGGAGAGGGAUUUUUCAUUAUUUAUGUGUUUGUUCGGGUUUGAAAUCCUUUAAAUUUUUAAUUUUUUAUUAUUUUUUUAUUUCCUUGCUCUUUCAUUUCGUUACUCUUUCAUUUCCUUCCUCU